Messenger RNA from Xylaria bambusicola, 1197 nucleotides. RefSeq lists its product as uncharacterized. Lineage: Eukaryota; Fungi; Ascomycota; Sordariomycetes; Xylariales; Xylariaceae. The record is from RefSeq and is a predicted model, not a curated record. The coding region runs from base 329 to 949 and encodes 206 amino acids. The transcript has a single exon.
CCGUAACAUGUGAAAGCCGUGUAAUCCUCUCACUAACAUAAAUUUUAAAAUUUUUUUAGGAAUCCCGGUCCUAGUGUAGGUACCGAGUGACAACGGUUUUCCAUCGUGAGAUGUGCUGCGCCGCUGAUGCGCAUUCCGUAAACAGUCGAAUUGCAAUUAUCCUAUAGGCUCUUCCACAGAGAGAUUUGAAUUAUUAUCGUGAAUCACGCGUCGAGCCAAGAAAAAGUCAACAAAUAUAAGAUUCCGGUUUCUCUGCCUUGCCAGGAAUUCCACAACCUUUUCACGCUUUGUUUUUAAGCUUUUCCCAUCGUCGACGCCAACACCAGCCAUGCACAACACCAAGACUCUCGGUUUCCUGGCCGCCGCCCUUGGCGCGGGCUCAUCCGUCGCCCAGACAUUCACCCCAGCACCAGCAUGCGCCUCGCUCGCAGCGGCCCUAGCGGGCCCUGCAGCUCCCGACGAGAUCCAAUCUUUCCUAGACGCUCACGAGACAGCAGCUCCUGCGGCCGGCGGCAUCUUAAGGGACCCUGAGGCCUACGUGUCGGAGCUCUGCGGGAUAGCCGUGGAUCUGCCCGAGACAUUGUUGCCCGAGUUCUCGGGCUGGGGCGCUGACCUUCUUAGCUUUGCCGGCGAGAGGAUCGUGACGUACGACGAGGUCGUGACCAUGUGCAUCACGACGGGCACAGCCGCUGCUUCUAUCACCAGCUACCUCCACUCUAUCGUGUCGCAUCCUGACGACCUGUGUAAACCUACCUCUACUGCUAUCCCGACGUGGGGAAACAGUACGGCCUCCGGUACCAUCACGCCUUACCCCACGGCUACGCCCACAGGCAACACUACCAUUCCCGGAACCACGUCAAUACCCGUCGCGGCGGCCGCUAGACCUACCGGAGUCCUGAUGGGUGCUAUCGCUAUGGGCGGCAUCAUCGGUGCCGCAAUCCUGCUAUAAUAAGGAUUUGUGUCUGACCUUGGAACGGAGUUGUUAGCUGAUACGCAAUCGGUGCAGCUUGCUUGCUAGCUUCGCCUCUUGAAGGACUAUUGUUCGACAAGUAAACUAAACAGAAUAUAUACUCAGAAUUAAUUGAACUCAAUUGCAUAAUGAGGUAUCAAUCAAGGACCGUGUACCCAGCACUAGUUGAUUCGUAAGAGACGGCUGGGCGAUACAAAUGCUGCAGCGCUAGUGGAAGAACUCUGCAC